Molecule: messenger RNA, 2325 nt
Organism: Struthio camelus australis
Lineage: Eukaryota; Metazoa; Chordata; Aves; Struthioniformes; Struthionidae
Product: cathepsin E
Biological process (GO): proteolysis
Molecular function (GO): aspartic-type endopeptidase activity
Source: RefSeq, a predicted model, not a curated record
AACCGCUUGAAACCAUGAGGGUGAUACUAUUGGCUGUGGUUUACAUCUCGUUCACCGUGGCCUUGGAACGAAUACCUCUCGUUCGAUUUAAAUCUAUCAAGAAACAGCUGAAAGAAAAGGGAGAAUUAGAGGAGUUCUGGAGAAAUCACCACCCUGACAUUUUUGCUCGGAGGUACCUGCACUGCUUCCCUGCAGAUAUUGCCUUAUCAGUAGGAACCGCUUCAGAAAGGCUGUAUGAUUACAUGAAUGCUCAGUACUACGGGGUUGUGAGCGUUGGCACGCCACCUCAGAGGUUCACAGUGGUGUUUGACACGGGAUCGUCCAACUUUUGGGUCCCCUCCGCUUAUUGCAUCAGCGAAGCGUGCAGGGUGCACCAGAGAUUUAAGUCCUUUCUGUCGGAUUCAUACGAGCACGGAGGGGAAGCCUUUUCCUUGCAGUAUGGCACAGGUCAGCUUUUGGGCAUUGCUGGCAAAGACACGCUGCAGAUUAGUAACAUUUCCAUCAAGGGGCAGGACUUUGGCGAGUCUGUGUUUGAGCCAGGAGUAACCUUUGCCCUGGCCCACUUUGAUGGGGUGCUGGGUUUAGGAUACCCUUCCUUAGUGGUGGGCAACGCUCUGCCGGUGUUUGACAGCAUCAUGAACCAGCAGCUGGAGGAGAAGCCAGUCUUUUCUUUCUAUCUGAAAAGAGGAGACGACAGCGAGAACGGUGGUGAGCUGAUCCUGGGCGGUAUAGACCAUUCCCUCUACAAAGGCUCCAUUCACUGGGUCCCCGUCACUGAGAAAAGCUACUGGCAAAUACAUCUGAACAGUAUAAAGAUCCAGGGCCAGGUGGCAUUUUGCUCCCACGGUUGCGAAGCCAUCGUCGACUCGGGCACUUCUCUUAUCACUGGCCCCUCUUCACAAAUCAGGCGGUUACAGGAGUAUAUUGGGGCAAGUCCAUCACAGACGGGAGAGUUUCUCGUAGACUGCAGAAGACUGUCCAGCUUGCCUCACAUCAGCUUCACUAUUGGACACCACGAAUACAAGCUGACGGCUGAGCACUAUGUGGUAAAGGAGUCUAUUGAAGACCAAACCUUCUGCAUGAGUGGCUUUCAGUCUCUGGAUAUCACCACUCGCACAGGCCCGCUCUGGAUUUUAGGAGAUGUCUUUAUGUCUGCGUUUUACUGCAUUUUUGACCGUGGGAAUGACAGAGUGGGAUUUGCAAAAUCUGCUCAUAGGAAGGAUUACUACUGAGUCCCAACAGCAUUUUUUCUGCCUGAACUGGAGUGUUACUGUAGUGAUCUUCAACACACAUAGGAAGAAGGGCUUUGACUGAAACCCUGGACCUGAAUGCAGCCCCCCAGGUUUGAAGGGCUUGGGGUGAUCCUUGGUCCAAAUUGUGUAGUUUGAUUCAACCUCUAUCUGUUUACAACUGAGAAACUUUUUUUUCUGAAUAACUGAUAAAUACCACAGCUCUCUAGAUGAAAUGAAAGCAACUCACCACUCAGAUUUGCAAAAGAUCAGGAAGGAUAAAAACACUAAGCAGUGCAAGGGUGACGUAACGGCGGUUACAAAUGGGUGAAACUAAUCCUAGGCUGAUCUGCUCCAAGGAUCUUUUUUUUCUUCUCGCUUGUCAGCUUCCAUCUCACUUCCUACUGACUCCCUUUUCCUGACCGUUUUCCAUGCUAUAAUUUAUUCUUUGGGAUUUUGACCAACCUUGUCUCCUUAGCGCUGCAUAAAUUCUCUUUAUGGGCUUGCUCCAACUGGUGUAUCUACAGAGCUGCUGGACGGAGCCCUGUGGGAACAUAACCCUUUCCACUGCUGUUCGCCGCUUACAGCUCCCUGCUCCUUACGCCGCCUCCCCAGCCUGCCGUUUCCCUUGGGUUCAAUCUCCCCUGACACUUUCCCUCUCUCUUUAGUCCCUUGGGACUAGCGGUCCCACUAGUCUUGGUGUCUGAUGCCUAUGUCUUUAGUCGGAUGCUGCCUCUGCCCUUGGGCCUGCUCUGGCAGCCGGGAGCCGCAUCUGUUUGCAUGACGAACGUCAGACCGCCACCAUCGGAAAGGGAGCUGUUUGGAAAUCCUCCGGCAGCACCCCUUCGGUCCAGAUGAGUUGCAAGGCCAAAGCACCAGCACUAAAGCCUGUACUGUCCCUUCCUGAGCAACAUCUGGUCAACAGCAGCUACAGCUCUGCCGGAGGUGUGAAACAGCCACAGGUAGCUAUGUUGUCUCUGUAACUGGUACAGGAAAAAACGACUCACCUAGAUCAUGCCUCUUUGAAUAUUUGUUUUGCUUGUUAAAACUGAUAAUGUCCAUGUGCACAUGAAUAAACUUAAUCAAGGAAAAUCUC